This is a messenger RNA of Durusdinium trenchii, 792 nucleotides long. The record is from the annotation of a GenBank genome assembly. Lineage: Eukaryota; Dinophyceae; Suessiales; Symbiodiniaceae.
AUGCAGGGCGCAGACAAAUUCUACGAUGCCAUGCGCGAAGCAAACUUUAAGUCCAGGUACCAAAGCUUGCUUUGCAAAGCUUGCAACAAGGAGAUACGAGGAUACGACUCCAUGGAUGCGCUGGACAUCUUGAUCUCCCACUUCACGGGCAAUCCGCACCGAAAGAAGGCCAGACAACUAGCUCCUGAUGAUGAAUGGCAGGAGUUCAUCUCCCGCGGCGAUGAGAAAAGAGUUUGGCUCAACCAUCGCACGGGCGAAGUCUGGAAGGGCCGUCAGUGCCGAUACCGGCCAUCGGACUGGGAGAGCGGCAUGAGGACGCUCAAUUGGUGGCUCUGGCAAAAGACUUUGAACAUGCGGGAGCAAAGAGAAGACAAGCCUUUGACGCAAUUCCAAGGGCCAUGGGACAAGGGCGACGGCUCCGCAGAUGAGGUCGAUACAAGUCCACUGGCUUACGAUGAGCCCGACGACCCGGCCGCAUGGAAGGGUGGCUCGUUGAAGCAACGAGUCGUUGAUCUCAAGCAUGAUCUCUGGGAGGAGAUGGUGGCCAAUGACGAAGAAUCCCGGGACCUGACAAACUCAGACCUCUUCGACUGGAGAACAUAUCUGAAGCAGCUCCAGAAGAUGCCACCGGACCUGGCAGAUGAAGCAAAGUCCUUCAAAGCAGAGAUUCAUAGGACAGCCUGGUGCAGCUGGACCAACCGGCCGCAGUUCCAUUUCGCCGUGGAAACGAACCGCUUCCGAAUCCUUGUGAACCAGCCGAGGGGGGAGGUCAGGCACUCUAAUCUACUAUGA